Molecule: messenger RNA, 2063 nt
Organism: Ictalurus punctatus (channel catfish)
Lineage: Eukaryota; Metazoa; Chordata; Actinopteri; Siluriformes; Ictaluridae
Gene: desmb
Product: desmin b
Exons: 9
Coding region: 223-1641 (472 amino acids)
Biological process (GO): skeletal muscle organ development
Cellular component (GO): sarcolemma; cell-cell junction; Z disc
Source: RefSeq, a predicted model, not a curated record
UGAGAUAGAGAGAGUUCAGACUGGAGAAAGGAAGAGGGAGAGAAAAGGGUUGAAAAGUAUGGGAUGGGAGGGGAUGAGAUGGGAUUGCCCAAAAGCCUUUAGGGAGGGGGAUCCACGAAGAGGGCCUGACUUGUACAAAUAGCCACAGCUGCUCAUCAUCCCCUCACUCCUGUCCUCUUUCCUCUCUUGUGUGAGUGUGUGUGGCCACUCCGUCCUUCCAAAAUGAGCCGCGCCUCUUACGCCUCCUCUCAGUCCUCCUCAUACCGCCGUGCCUUCGGCGGGCCCGGCUUCACCACAACCCCCAUUACCCGCUCCUCAAUGCUUGGCCGUAGCCCCGGAGGCUCACAUGUCAGCUCACGGGUCUACGAGGUCACCAAGACGGCUUCAUCAUCACCAGGCUAUACCAGCUACCGCGCGUCUUCCUAUGGCAUCCCUGCUCAUUCAGCAGGCAUCUCCCGCUCCUAUGCCGCCGGCUUGGGUGAGACACUGGACUUCAGCUUGGCCGAUGCCCUCAACCAGGAGUUCCUCCAGACGCGCACCAACGAGAAGGUUGAGCUGCAGCACCUGAACGACCGCUUCGCCAGCUACAUCGAGAAGGUGCGCUUUCUCGAGCAGCAGAACCAGGCUCUGACUGUAGAAGUGGAGCGACUGCGGGGCCGAGAGCCAACGCGUGUCGCUGACCUCUAUGAAGAGGAGAUGAGGGAGCUGAGGCGCCAGAUAGAGGUUGUGACCAAUCAGAGGUCCCGAGUUGAAGUGGAGCGGGACAACCUGGUUGAUGACUUGCAGAAACUCAAACUCAGGCUUCAGGAGGAGAUUGAACAGAGAGAGGAGGCCGAGAACAACCUUGCAGCAUUCAGAGCUGAUGUGGAUGCAGCCACCCUCGCACGCUUGGACCUGGAGAGACGCAUCGAAACUCUGCAAGAGGAAAUCGCCUUCCUCAAGAAGAUCCACGAGGAGGAGAUCCGUGAGCUGCAGGCUCAGAUGCAAGAGACUCAGGUGCAGAUCCAGAUGGACAUGUCCAAGCCUGAUCUGACUGGUGCUCUGAGAGACAUCCGUUCUCAGUACGAGGCCAUCGCCGCCAAGAACAUUGCUGAGGCCGAAGACUGGUACAAGUCCAAGGUGUCAGAUCUGAACCAAGCAGUAUCCAAGAACAACGAAGCCCUGAAGCAGGCCAAGCUGGAGACCAUGGAGUACCGACACCAGAUUCAGUCCUACACCUGUGAGGUUGACUCACUGAAGGGCACGAACGAGUCUCUGAUGAGGCAGAUGCAUGACAUGGAGGACCGACAUGGACGCGAGGCUGCCGGCUUCCAGGACACAAUUGCCCGGCUGGAGGCUGAGAUCUCUAACAUGAAGGAUGAGAUGGCGCGACACCUGCGCGAGUACCAGGACCUGCUCAAUGUCAAGAUGGCCCUCGAUGUGGAGAUCGCCACCUACAGGAAGCUGCUGGAGGGAGAAGAGAGCAGGAUUACACUGCCCAUGCAGGCCUACUCCACGAUUAGUUUUAGAGAGACCAGCCCAGAGCACCAACAACGAGCUUCUGAAAUGCACUCAAAGAAAACAGUGCUCAUCAAGACGAUCGAGACCCGUGAUGGCGAGGUGGUGAGUGAGUCCACACAGCACCAGCAGGACAUCAUGUAGAGCUUCACCUAAGGAGCUGAACCACAAAACACCACAAGGAGUUUCAAUAAAACCAUAAGGUCCAGCCUUCAUAUCCUGUGCUUUUUUUUUUUUUUUUCUUCCAUUACUCUAGACACAGCUUAUCUGAAACAUGAGCACUGCUUCCAAAGUGGAAGAGAUCUUUAACAUUUUGCCUUUUGAAAAAGAAACAACAAUUUCUUAAGGAAUCUACGUCAAAAGAUUCUUCUGCAUUCACGCAGAGCCAAACCAUGAGAGAGGGACGUGGGAAGAAGAAAGGACAAAGGUCAAAACACAGGUAGGGGAUGAUAUGUAGGUGAAUAAAGAGGGCAAGAGAGGACAGGAGGGAGGACGAAUGAAGAGCGAACUCAUAGCCGUGAUAUGUAUGAUGAGGAAAUCAGAAUAAAGUAAAUGCGCAUCAACCA